Molecule: messenger RNA, 730 nt
Organism: Calliphora vicina (urban bluebottle blowfly)
Lineage: Eukaryota; Metazoa; Arthropoda; Insecta; Diptera; Calliphoridae
Product: COMM domain-containing protein 4
Exons: 4
Coding region: 76-675 (199 amino acids)
Source: RefSeq, a predicted model, not a curated record
AGUAAUUUUUGUUAUUGUUGUUUUCUUUAACUGUGCUAAAAUAUUUGUAAACAUUCCUCCAAGUAAUUUACAAAAAUGAAAUUUCGUUUUUGUGGAGAUGGUGAUUGUCCUGAUUGGGUGUUGGGAGAAAUAAUAUCUACCCUUUCUGUUUUGGAAGCCAACAAACUAAACGUGUUGGCUGAUUUAGUAGCCAAAAAGAUAUUGGGACAAGAUUUUGAUGAAGCAGAAGUAAAAUCCAUUACCUCCUCUGUUUCAGCUGAUGGCAAAACUGCAGUGGCUUGUAUACAUUUUCUACUCAACAAUGCUGCUAGACAUAAUGCCAGCGAACUUGUCUUUAAUGAAGAACUACAACAAUUGGGUUUACCCAAAGAGCAUGCCGAAGCCAUGUGUAGUAUUUUGACUUUGCACGCUCCAGCCAUACGUCAACGUUUAAUUGAUAGAGCUUUUAAAAUUAAUGAAUUAUCCUCCAUACAACAUUUGCCUUCCACGGGUGACAGUAUUAAUUGCAGUCGUUUUGAGUUAAAAAUUUCCCAAGAACUGGUCGAUGGUUUACCUCAAAAUACCACACAUGUGGUGAAUAUUGAUAAUGCGCAAUUGAAAGUAUUAUUAGAGGAAUUAAAACAUGCCCGUAGUGUAAUGGAGAAAUAUAAUAAUAAAAAUUUAAAUAAAGUUUAGUUGUAGCAAUAUGCCAGGGAGUAGUAAUUAUUUAAUAAAAUUCUAAGAUUACAUA